Lachancea lanzarotensis is the source of this 321-nucleotide messenger RNA. RefSeq names its product LALA0S06e03180g1_1 (gene TIM13). The transcript has a single exon. NCBI's taxonomy places the organism in Eukaryota, Fungi, Ascomycota, Saccharomycetes, Saccharomycetales, Saccharomycetaceae. Bases 1 to 321 code for a protein of 106 amino acids. The record is from RefSeq and is a predicted model, not a curated record.
AUGGCUCUAUCUUCAAUUUUUGGAGGUGCGUCACCAUCGCAGCAGCAGAGUACAACAGCAACCGGUUCGUCGUCAAAAGUUGCGGGCAUAAAAGAGCAAUUGAAGACUCAGAUCGGCCAGGAACUGGCCGUUGCGAAUGCUAGCGAGCUGGUGAACAAAGUGACCGAGAACUGUUUCGAAAAAUGUCUAAGCAAUCCUUAUUCCAGCGCGGAAGAAGGCUGUGUCGAUCAGUGCUUGGCCGAGUACAUGAGAAGCUGGAAUGUUGUUUCUAAGGCGUACGUCGCCAGGAUCCAACAGGCCUCCACUUCUGGUGAAAUAUGA